Frankliniella occidentalis (western flower thrips) is the source of this 2607-nucleotide messenger RNA. Its product is annotated as ATP-binding cassette subfamily G member 4. NCBI's taxonomy places the organism in Eukaryota, Metazoa, Arthropoda, Insecta, Thysanoptera, Thripidae. The record is from RefSeq and is a predicted model, not a curated record. Gene Ontology annotation, molecular function: ATP hydrolysis activity; ATP binding; ABC-type transporter activity. Gene Ontology annotation, cellular component: plasma membrane.
AGAUUCGCCCCGCAGACGGUCGUGAUGCCCGUGAUGAUGAUGAUGAUGUCAUCCGAGAUUCGCCACUGCUGCUGCUGCUGCCGCCGCCGCUGAGCGGGCCGCUGCCGCUGCACCACGUCCAGCCCCCGCCCCGCCGCGCCCCGCCGAGCGCUAGGCCGCAAGCUCGAGCCGCGAGAGGACAGAGGGGACAGACACACGGCAGUGUAUCCGAGUGCUCCGCCCCGCUCUGCUCCGAGCACCGCAGCAGCAGCAAGUGCUCAGUGAAAGUGAAAAGCCCGCGUGAGUCGGAAUGGAGGCUGUGAUUGCUGAGGCUGCGGCCGCGCCGCAAGGCUCCCGCCAGGCCAACGGCGCCGCCGCCCCCGCGGCCGCCCCCACCGCCCUUGCCACCAGCAAGACCCUGCCGCACCUGCCCAAGCGCGAGCCCGUCGAGGUCAAGUUCCAGGACCUCGCCUACACCGUCAGCCUAGGUUUCCGUAAGGGUCAGAAAGAAAUUAUCCGAGUCAAUGGCCGGUUUUGCCCGAGUCAGCUCAUUGCGAUCAUGGGCCCGUCUGGUGCCGGCAAGUCCACCCUCCUCGACAUAUUAUCAGGAUACAGGAUCAGUGGCGUUACCGGGAACGUGAUGGUGAACGGGCGGCCGCGCAACCUGGACAGGUUCAGGCGGAUGUCCUGCUACAUCCAGCAGGACGACAGGCUGCACUCGCUGCUCACCGUGCAGGAGAACAUGUCCCUGGCGGCCGAGCUCAAGCUGACGCGAGCAGUCCCGAGGGCGGAACACCAGGCCAUCACUAUGACGCAUAUGCGGCUGUUUGUGAACGUGAUCGUCGGCCUUCUCCUCGGCAUCCUGUUCUGGCAGGCCGGGGACGAGGGCUCCAGAGUGCUGGACAACUGGAACCUGCUCUUUACCAUCCUAAUUCACCACAUGAUGACCACCAUGAUGCUCACCGUGCUCACAUUCCCCACCGAAAUGCAAAUCCUUAGGAAAGAACACUUCAACAGAUGGUAUUCGCUGAAGUCUUACUACAUGUCCAUCAACAUCUUGGAGCUGCCCGUGUCGAUCGUAUGCUGCACAGUAUUCACCGUCAUCGUGUACCUCAUGAGCGCGCAGCCCCUGGAGUGGGUUCGGUUCGGCGUGUUCCUGGGCAUCAGCAUCCUUGUCGUCCUGGUGGCGCAGACCGUCGGCCUGCUGGUGGGCGCCCUCUUCAGUGUCGUGAACGGCACCUUCCUGGCGCCCACCUUGUCCGUGCCCAUGAUGAUGUUUGCCGGGUUCGGCGUGAGCCUCAAGGACAUGCCCGACUACCUCAAGUGGGGGCCGUACGUCUCGUACCUGCGCUACGGGCUGGAGGGCUACGUCGGCUCCAUCUACGGCCGCAACAGGACGACUCUGGGGUGCGCCGACCAGCCCGGCAAGGACUUUAGCUACUGCCACUACAAGUACCCGACCAAGUUCCUGAAGGAGAUCUCCAUGGACGGCGAGAUGUACGUGAUGGACCUGAUCAUCCUCGGCGUCAUCCUGCUGGUGCUCAGGCUCUCCGUGUACCCGCUGCUGCGCUGGAAGCUGUUCGCCAUGAGAUGAGCGGGCUGGUGCCAUGUACCGCCUUUCCUUAGUGAUCCAAGUUACCUGAUGACAAUUGUGCCCACCGUGGCGGUGCAAGCCACCCGACUUGACUAGUCGCAAACGCAGACAUUUGAAAGUGCCAAGACAAACUGUCAUCACAUUAUGUGAAUCAAGUACUUCGUUUUCGUUUUUCAUUUUAUACUAGAAAACCGUGUCCGUCCGUGUCGUCAGUGAGUGUUUUACGCCGGACGAUUUAAUUUGUACACCCUCGCGUGUUGUUGAUACGUCUGCUUUUCUUUUUGUUCUUAAAAAUACGAUAUUGUUGAUAUUGUAACGCGUUACAAGCGUAAAUUAGGUGGUCGAGUCGUACCACGUGAUAUAUGUUAUUGAGAUUGAAGGUCGGCUACCCUUGUCCACGUGGUUAGGCGUCGAAGGGAGCGUUUGCCACCAAAGCAUGAAACCUGAUUCUGACCUAAACUCGCUGUCGACGGGUGGGUAGUUUCGUCUGCCCCGACCCUGGCGACCCCGACCCUGGCCGCGACCACGGGAAGGAAGUCGCCUUCGCUGUAGUUAACUUAUUUGUGUGUACCGUCAGGUCGGUGUGCGAGCGCCUGCGAUCAAAUCGCAGGCGCGAAUCUGUCUGUGAUGUCCCCUAUCGUGUGUAGACAAGGAUUCAAGCCUCGAGUCCUAAUUGUAUUUUCUAAUUUAUUUAAACGAAUUUUUUUGUGGCGUACAGUUUACUUCUUAGCGUAAUUGGUAGCAUCACGUUGAAGGAACUUUAGAGAGAAGUCGCGUCCUAGCGAGACGUACUGCUCUCUCGAUGUUUUUCACUUUUUAAAUGUAAUGUAUGUCAUAGUUGUAAGCGGCGUAAGAGAAUGUCCAGCUAUCACCAUCAAAGAGAUUUCCAUUGUUGUCUUGUACACGAACAAUUGCUCAAUACCAGUAUGAUAGAAGUAUGAUUCUACUAGUAACACAUGUGUAUAUAUUAUAUUGUUAACUAUGUUUGUCUUAAGUUAUGUUACAAUUAAAAAAAUGCGCUUAUUAAUACUCUA